AUCGCGAGAUAACACGGGAUGAAUAUGGCCGCAGUUAAACUACAGACGAGUGUCGUGAGUCAGGCUGGAAAACACACUGCUUCUGUCAUCUUUCUUCAUGGCUCAGGCGACACAGGGCCGGGUUUGCGCAGGUGGGUUUAUGAUGUGUUGGGACAAAACCUGGCAUUUGAAAACAUCCGGGUGAUUUAUCCCACAGCGCCAGCCAGGCCGUACACACCCAUGCGAGGGGCUCAGUCUCAUGUGUGGUUCGAUCGUCACAAGAUUUCCCAGGAUUGCCCGGAACAUUUGGAGUCUAUAGAUUCCAUGUGCGAAAAUUUAAGCGCCAUUGUCCAGGAGGAGAUCCGAGCAGGGAUCCCUAAACACAGGAUGCUUAUUGGUGGCUUCUCGAUGGGUGGUGCCAUGGCAUUACACCUGGUUUGCAGGUACCACCAGGAUGUUGCCGGCAUCUUCGCUCUGUCCAGCUUUCUCAACAAAGACUCAGUUGUAUAUCAGGCAGUAGAAGAUGCAUCCCAAUGCCCGCCUCUGCCUGAGCUCCUUCAGUGUCAUGGCACUGCAGAUGAGCUGGUUUUCCAUAGAUGGGGCGAGGAGACCAACUCACUGUUGAAGAAAGCUGGCCUCAACACGUCUUUCCAUUCCAUACCAGACCUCAACCAUCAGUUGUGUCGACAAGAACUGGAGUUACUACGCUCCUGGAUCCUGAAGAAACUUUCCCUUUAGAACAUCCAUAAUGCUGGACAAUGACUACUGCUUCCCUAUAUACAAUACAAUAAUCACCAUUUACUCUCCCUUAUGUUGUCACAAGAUGUCAUUUUAUUAUAUACAUAUACUGUAUAUAUAUAUAUGGGGGGUGGGGUGCUUUUGAAAACUUUUUUUUUCUCCAUAAGUGGAGGUUAACCCAACUCCAGUAAUCUAAUGUUAGUGUAAUCUGUUAACAACGCACAUCAUAAACCUGUAUUUUUAGGCAAGUGCCAGAUAAUGGGUGUCGUCGUAAAAUAUUUUUAAUAUGACCGAAUUUGUAUUUAACGUGAUC
Messenger RNA from Sinocyclocheilus grahami, 1030 nucleotides. RefSeq names its product lysophospholipase like 1 (gene lyplal1). Gene Ontology annotation, biological process: protein depalmitoylation. The record is from RefSeq and is a predicted model, not a curated record. Gene Ontology annotation, cellular component: cytoplasm. The transcript has 5 exons. The coding region runs from base 19 to 717 and encodes 232 amino acids. Lineage: Eukaryota; Metazoa; Chordata; Actinopteri; Cypriniformes; Cyprinidae. Gene Ontology annotation, molecular function: palmitoyl-(protein) hydrolase activity; carboxylic ester hydrolase activity.